Dichotomopilus funicola is the source of this 1887-nucleotide messenger RNA. RefSeq names its product aspartic peptidase domain-containing protein. The transcript is spliced from 5 exons. Bases 1 to 1887 code for a protein of 628 amino acids. Lineage: Eukaryota; Fungi; Ascomycota; Sordariomycetes; Sordariales; Chaetomiaceae. The record is from RefSeq and is a predicted model, not a curated record.
AUGUUGCGAGUUUUGUUUCCGGCCGUUUGGGCCGUGGGCGCGCUGGGAGCAGCCUGUGAUGAUAAUGCACCGGCUCCGCUGGCGCUGCCCAUCGCCGACACCAUCGUCAACCCGGCGAUUCCGGGGUCGUGGAUGCGGGGAGUGCGCGCGAGCAUCGGUACGCCGGGGCAGGAUAUUGUUGUGUUGCCGUGGGCGGACCUCAACAACACCUACAUCUACUCGACCGAGGACAGCCUCUGCGACUCAACCGUCAUCUACAGCGACACCAUCUGCGACGUGCGCCGCGGCCAUCUCUUCUCCGACGCCUCCUCCUCCAGCUUCAACAAAGCGACCGACCUGACCGCCGCAGGGGGCGCUGGGCAAGAACUCGGUGCCGUCCGGGGCGUCGAACUCGGCGUGCCCAAGUUACUAUCGACCUCCGUCGGCGGCACAGACCGCUUCGUCACAGCCCCCGCGAAGGUUAUACCGAAAUUCCCCGUCGGGUUACCGCGUCUCCAGUGGGAUCAUGGAUAUACCAUCCUGCACGCGCUCGGGUUGGGGGCGAACUCGACGUAUCUCAACGCGCUGGUCGAGGCAAAACAAAUCCCGUCGCGGGCGUGGUCGAUUUUCUGGGGCCGGAUGUGGACUGCCAAUGGGGCCGGGGAUAAUGAUAUGGACGGGGCAUUGGUGUUGGGCGGGUAUGACGAGGAGAAGGUCACGGGGGAGAAUGUGACGCAGAAGUUGGAUUAUAGCGAGCGGACGGGGUGUUGGACGGGGAUGAAGGUUACGGUGACGGGGCUGACGGUGAAUUUCCGGGAUGGAAGGGAUGAAGCUGUCAUGGGUCCCAACGAAGCCGUGCCGUGCUGUAUUGUCCCGCAGCGGCAGUUGGUGUGGGAAGGGCCAGGGGAUUUGGUAAGGUCGUUUGUGGAUGCUACGGGGAUGAGUAUUGAUAGCACGUCGUUUGGGCUGCACUGGAAUGCGCAGGUUGUCAAUGCCUCGGAUCCGAUGCUAUUCGACGGCGACGCAACGUUCCAACUCUCUAAUGGUCUCUCGGUCCGCAUCCCCAACUCCCAACUCAUGCCCCCCGCCAUCAACUUCGACCGCAACGGCACCCGCAUCAUCGACACCUCCAAGCGGGAAGUCCUCAUGGGCGCCCUCGGCAGUGACAACCCGACCACCUUGGGCCGUUAUUUCUUUACCGGGGCCUAUCUCAUGGUUGACCAUGAUGCCGGGACGUUCACCAUGUGGCAGGCGAAUCCGACGACGCGGUCGAAAUUGGUGUCGGUGGGGGGGAAGAGUACGGGGGGGUGUGAUGGUAAUGGGAAUGGGUCUGGGAGUGGUAACGGAAAUGGAAAUGGAAAUGGAAAUGGGAACAACAAUGGAAAUGGUAAUGGCAAUGGUGAUGGAAACGGCAGUGGAUCAGGCGGAACAGCCGGCGGAAGCCAAGGCGACACCGGAAGCGGCACCAACACCGACCAAAGCCAAGGAACCCCCGCAGGCACCAUUGCAGGCGCUGUGGUAGGUGGCAUCGCCGGCCUGGCCCUGCUCGGAGUCCUCAUCUUCUUCCUCCUCCGCCGGCGAAACGCACGCAACGGCCACGGCGCCACACCCCUCCAGGAGCUCCCGGGCGAUGGGGGGCCCGGGGGCACCAGGGGCACCAGGGGGGAAUACUACAAGCCGCCUCCGCCGCCAGAAUUGCACGAGGCGCCGGGCAGGGAACACGCGCCGCCGGAGUUACACGGGACGUCGGUGAUCAUGUCACGGUAUAGUCACAGCACUAACCCGACUACGCCGUGGUCGGCUACGAGUGGGCCGGGAGGGGGGUCGUCGGCGUAUACGUAUGAGAUGGACGGGACGAUGGGGCCGCAGACGCCGGGGUCGCAGGUUUAUUGGGGGGGGAGGCAGUAG